AUGUAUAUACCAUUUAAAGAAUUACCUUUAAAAUUAAAAAUAAUUCAAAAAAUAUAUUUAUCAACAUAUUUAUCAGGGUCAGGAGCUUUAACAUACAUUAAUCAAAUAAGUCAGCAGGAUCAACAGAGUCUAGAAAAUGAUUUUAAAAGAAUCAUAGAAUUAGAAUAUUCAGACAACUUAAAUACAGCCGAAGAAAAAGAAAAGAAUGAAUUACAUGACAAAAUAGGAAAUACACUUCAUUAUAUCAGGAAUUGUUUAAAGAAAGGAGUACAAGAAUUUAAGAAAACAGACCAAAUAAAAGUAUAUGAUGGAAAAGGAGUAGAAAGAGAAUCUGUAGGAAACCAAAUAAGAUAUGCAAUAGAAUUUUGGACAGAAAUAAUAAAGAAAGAAGAAGAAACAUCUUAA
Messenger RNA from Entrophospora sp. SA101, 405 nucleotides. NCBI's taxonomy places the organism in Eukaryota, Fungi, Glomeromycota, Glomeromycetes, Entrophosporales, Entrophosporaceae. The record is from the annotation of a GenBank genome assembly.